UUGCAUAUUGCAUUGCUUAGUUUCCCUUCAGUUUUGGUGAAAUUCUCCGCACGGUGCCUCCCGGGCCUCUCUGAGUUCCCCAUGACGCGAAGGCCCCGAUGCACGUGCCAAAUCGCCGCCGUUCGUGUUGCAGUUUAGCCCCAAUUUCCCACGGCUGAUCUGUGUCAAAUGUGUUAUGAAGUGCAGUGGAUUGAGCAUUUGAUUACUGAAGUGCAGCGGAUUGAGCAUUUGAUUACCCCUUUCAGUGAAAGUGAAGGCAAUAAGCAUAAGCCAUGUCCCUCGUAUCUCCCACCCUCUCCUUCAAACCCUCUUUCCCAUCCACCAAACUCCAACCCUUCAGGCCCCAAUUCAGACGCAACCUUAUCGCCUUUUCCCCCAAACCUCCCACCUUCUCCCUCGCAAAGCGUUUCGCGCUAAACGACAACGACAAUGCCGGUGACGUUUUCACGGUUUUCACGGCCAUCGAUGAAGCAGAGAAAGAGGCGCGAGGAAAGAGCACCAUGCCCCAACGCUUUCGCUACCUCUCCAAAGAAGUUCCCGCUCCUCCUGUUAGGUGGCCAUGGUUUCUGGUACUGGGUUUUCUUAUCUAUGCUUGGAGAGCUGUUCUGUUUGAACUGUCAAACUGGAAGAAUGCUGCAUUGGUGAUUGCCCGUUUUAUAGGGUACGUCUUGAAAUACGCCUUUGCAGUAGUCUACCAUUUCAUAGGAAGUCCGAUAACUUUCUCAAUUAGAUGCAUGGAGGAUUUAUUUUACACAGUUCGGGCUUGCUACUCAUGGAUAAUUGGCAAUGCUCCCGUACCGGACCUGACCAUCAUCAUUGUUCUGGCAUCAAUUGUUUUAGCUGUUGCCGAAGCUACUGUACCAAACAGCAUCAACAGCCAACCUUAUGUUUUGACUGUAUCUGGUCUUAUUGGCUAUGCCGCUGUUAGAGGAUAUAUUUCUGAACCAUUGUUCUGGACCCUUCUUCUUGGGGUGUAUGCUUUUUCAAAGUUUCUCAAAAAGAGAGAUGAUGUUUCAGCUGCAAUGCCUGUCGCUGCUGUGCUUGCUGGUGUUGGGGAGCCGUGGGUUAGAGUUUUGGUGAUUGUUUCAUACACGGCCUUAGCCAUUUAUCAGUAUUCCAAAAGUCUUUCUGAAGGGAAAGAAGUUGGAGAAGUUGAAACAAGAGAGAUGAGGCUUCCAAUUCCACUUCUUCUUGCAGCUUUAGCUAUUGGUUUGCGAGUUGCUGCCAAGUGGGCCGGCUACCGGCACUUGACAUGGAUGAUUGCAUGACUGUUGAGAACUACUGUACCAGAGUCUAAAGAAGAAUGAAGUUUGAUGGUGUAUGAAGUUGAGGUAGGACAUGACAUAGAUGGAUAGAGGUUAUUUUGCUGUUCUCCUGAUGCAAUUAUUGUAUUGUUCUUUUGCAUGCUUUGAAAUGGUGCAGGGAAUCACUAGGCUGUGCCUGUGCAUAUAAGCUUCUUGUUAGACUAUCAGUGAAUUCAUUUUUGCAAUUUUGAUUUGCUGCCAGUGCAGCUUAAAUCUUAUUUGUCAUACCAACGUUGGGUUUUAUGUUUGAAACUUUGUAGAGUUGAUGAAAUGAAAUGUAAGAGAAAGGGAUGGAAUAGAAAAUGAUUUUGGAUUAUCAACAA
This is a messenger RNA of Cajanus cajan (pigeon pea), 1627 nucleotides long. RefSeq lists its product as uncharacterized. The record is from RefSeq and is a predicted model, not a curated record. NCBI's taxonomy places the organism in Eukaryota, Viridiplantae, Streptophyta, Magnoliopsida, Fabales, Fabaceae.